AUGGCCCGGCCCGGCCCGGCCCGGAGGCGGCGGGGAGGACCGACCCCGAGGCCCCGGGCUGCCGCGCCGCCUGGGCAGCAGAGGCCGCAGAGCGGGCCGCCCAGCCCGCCCCUCCGCGCCAUGGCCCCGCGCGCCCGGAGGCGCCGCCCGCUGCCCGCGCUGCUUGCGCUCUGCGCGCUGCUCGGCCGGCUGCAGGUGACUUUUCAGAUCACCUCUCCGUGUACUAGCGAGAGGCAUUACGAGCAUCUUGGGCGAUGCUGUCACAAAUGUGAACCAGGAAAGUACUUGUCUUCCAAAUGCGCUGCUACCUCUGAAAGCGUCUGUCUGCCCUGUGGCCCGGAUGAAUACCUGGACACCUGGAAUGAAGAAGAUAAAUGCUUGCUGCAUAAAGUUUGUGAUACAGGCAAGGCCCUGGUGGCCGUGGAGCCCGGCAACCGGACGGCUCCGCGGCGCUGCGCCUGCACCGCCGGGUACCACUGGAGCGAGGACUGCCGCUGCUGCCGUCGCAACGCCGAGUGCGCGCCCGGCUUCGGCGCCCGGCUCCCGGUGCAGCUCAACAAGGACACGGUGUGCGAGCCCUGCCUCGCAGGCUACUUCUCCGACGCCUCUUCCUCCACAGAAGAGUGCAAACCCUGGACCAACUGUACCAUUCUUGGAGAGACAGAAGCACUUCACGGGACCGAUAAAUCAGAUGUGGUUUGUAGUUCUCUUCCACCUACAAAACCACCAAAUGAACCCCAGAUUUAUUUGCCCAGUUUAAUUAUUCUGCUUCUCUUCAUAUCUGUGGCAUUAGUUGCUGCUGUCAUCUCUGGUGUUUACUAUAGAAAAAAAGGGAAAGCACUAACAGCUAAUUUGUGGCACUGGGUCAAUGAAGCUUGCGGCCGCCUAAGUAGAAAUAAGCAGGAGUCCUCAGGCAGCAAUCUUAGCUGCACUCGUGUGGAAGCCCCUAGUCAGCGUGAAAUCUGUGAGGGUGUCUUACUGCUGACUCUGGAACAGAAGAUGUUUUCUGAAGAUAUGUGCUAUCCUGACAGUGGAGGUGCGUGUGCAGGUGGCGGUCCCUGUGUGCCGGGAGAAGACGCUGGGAUGCUCACCCUGGUCAGCGAGAUUGAGCGGGACCCCUUCAGGCAGAUUCCCACGGAAGACGAAUACGUGGACAGGCCCCCCCCGACCCCAGACUCUAUAUUGUUCCUCACUCAGCCUGGAAGCACAUCCACACCGCCUUUCCCUGAACCCCUGGAGGUGGGAGAGAAUGACAGUCUAAGCCAGUGCUUCACUGGGACAGAGAGCUUGGUGGAUUCCGAAAGCUUCCACUUCGCUGAGCCUCCGUGCAGGACUGACUGGAUUCCUAUGUCCUCUGAAAAGUACUUGCAAAGAGAAGUGGAGGGUGGCAAUUGCCCCCACUGGGCAGCCAGCUCCAACUCUGCGGAUGGCUGUGCAGGCUGCAGGAACCCUGCUAGGGAGGACCGGGAACCCCUGAUGGGUUGCCCCCAAAGUGGACCCUUGCCCCAGAGCGCCUAUGGCAUGGGCCUUCCGCCCGAAGCAGCUGAUGGGGCAGAGGCGGGAGGCCAGCCCAUGGAUGGGACUGAUGCACGACUUCCCAGCUCCAUGAGGGGAGGUCCUGGCUCUGGAGGCCCUGCCAGUGACCAGCCGCCUGCAUCAGGAAAUGUGACUGGAAACAGUAACUCCACGUUUAUUUCCAGCGGGCAGGUGAUGAAUUUCAAGGGCGACAUCAUCGUGGUCUACGUCAGUCAGAAUUCGCAGGAGGGUCCGGCGGGGCCGGGCGGCGGCGCGGGGGAGCCGGUGGGCCGCCCGGUGCAGGAGGAGAGCCCGCCGUGCUGCGACUCGUUCGCCGGCCUCGGGCCGCGCUUCCCGGACACGUGCGCCGGCCUCGAGGUGGGCCCGGGGCUGCAGGAGCGAGGCGCCCCCGGGCCCGGCAAGGCCUCGCGGCCGGUGCAGGAGCAGGGGGAGGCCGAGGCCGGCGCGCCCGAGACGCGGCGCUGA
Molecule: messenger RNA, 2001 nt
Organism: Physeter macrocephalus (sperm whale)
Lineage: Eukaryota; Metazoa; Chordata; Mammalia; Artiodactyla; Physeteridae
Gene: TNFRSF11A
Product: TNF receptor superfamily member 11a
Exons: 10
Coding region: 1-2001 (666 amino acids)
Biological process (GO): mammary gland alveolus development; lymph node development; response to interleukin-1
Cellular component (GO): external side of plasma membrane
Molecular function (GO): tumor necrosis factor receptor activity; cytokine binding
Source: RefSeq, a predicted model, not a curated record